AUGGAAAAAAGAAUGAUGUACAAUCAUUAAAAAAAUGAUGUUUAAGAUGAUUUAUAUAAUUUCUCUUAGUUAAAAUGUAAGUUGAAGAAUAAAGUAUUCUAAUUUAGUAAUCAUAGUGAUACAAAUAACCUAAAAAAUAUAGCAAUCUUGAUAAACCAGAAAACUUAUAACAUGAUUUAUAAACUCUUUGAUUUUUCGAUGGAAUUAAAGUAGGAACUCCAUUUACUAUAAAUGAAUUGA
This is a messenger RNA of Paramecium sonneborni, 240 nucleotides long. The record is from the annotation of a GenBank genome assembly. NCBI's taxonomy places the organism in Eukaryota, Ciliophora, Oligohymenophorea, Peniculida, Parameciidae.